GAGCCAGAUCAUGGACCAGAAGUGCAUCCUCUGCGACUGCGCACAAACGGCGGAAAUAAGAAGCAUUUUCCACACCGGUCAGUCAGACCAAAACAACUGCUGAGGGUGCUAGGUACUAGCUUUUGCUGAAGAGACUUCACUAGAGUAAGAAAGAGGACUGGAUGAAAUGCAUGGCUGUGCUAGCAUGUGUGCGUUGCGAGCUUUUUACAAAUUACACAGGUUCUCCAAACCUCUUUCCAAAAUGACCAUCCAAAGUAAAUGUGUGAUGCCUGCCCGAACUUGUUCCCAGAUACAAAACUUGUACACAAUGAGAUGGGACCUCUCGCCUGAACAGAUUAAAAAACAAACUGAUGACAUAAUCACAAGAAUAAGCAAGAUUUACAAUGAAAUUGGAUCUCUUAAGAUCGAAGAUGUGUGUAUUGAGAACACCUUGAAACCAUUAGCUAUGGCUAAAUUUGAUUUAGCAUCCUCCCGGCAUGUCCUUGAUUUCCCUCAAUAUGUGUGUCCUUCUAAAGACAUCAGAGAUGCAAGCACACAAGCUGACAAGAGGCUGUCCAAGUUUGAUGUGGAGAUAAAUAUGAGGGAAGAUGUUUUUAACAGACUUAUUGUCUUGCAGACCAAGUUCCAAAAUGAUCUCGGCCUUGAGGAAAAACGGUUUGUGGAUAGACUUGUUACACUUGGCAAACGCAGUGGGUUACACUUGGCUAAAGAUAUUCAAGAGAAUAUUAAAAUAAUUUCUAAAAGGAUUAGUGAACUUUCAAUUGAAUUUAACAAGAAUCUGAAUGAGGACAACACCUUUCUUGUAUUUACUGAGCGAGAAUUAAGUGGCCUUGCAGAAACAUAUAUCAAUGGACUGGAAAAGACGGUAGAUGGGCGGUAUAUAGUCACACUUAAAUAUCCUCAUUAUUUCCCCCUAAUGAAAAGGUGUCACAUUCCUGAGACACGUCGAAGGAUGGAGACAGCGUUCCAUAGUAGGUGUAAGGAGAUGAAUACAGAGAUCCUUGAAGAAUUAAUCAAACUAAGAGCUAAGGCAGCAGGCUUACUUGGAUAUAGUAGCCACGUAAACUUUGUGCUGGAAAUGAACAUGGCCAAGAAUGCCAGCAAUGUGUCUGACUUUCUUGAUGCAUUCUAUGAAAUGGUGAAGCCCAUCGGAAACAAAGAGAGAAAAUAUAUUCUUUCAUUAAAGAAAAGGGAGUGUUUAAUGAAGGGCUACAACUACGAUGGACAAAUUAAUGCAUGGGACCUGCCCUAUUAUAUGAAUCAAGUGGAAGAGUUCAAGUUUGCUGUGAACAAGGACAAGUUAAUUGAAUAUUUCCCACUAGAUGUGGUGACAGAAGGACUGUUUGGUAUUUACCAGGAGCUUCUGGGCCUCACAUUCACUGAGAUCCAACAUGCACAUGUGUGGCAUGAAAAUGUCAAGCUCUUUUCAGCACAAGACACUCAGAGUGGAGAGGAGAUUGGUCAGUUUUACUUGGACCUGCAUCCAAGAGAAGGGAAGUAUGGACAUGCAGCCUGCUUUGGCUUGAGGCCGGGUUGUACGAGACCUGAUGACAAACGGCAGAUUCCAGUGGCAGCCAUGAUUGCUAACUUUACCAAACCCAGAAGAGGCUGGCCCUCGCUCCUUCAACAUCACGAAGUGGAGACAUACUUCCAUGAGUUUGGCCAUGUUAUGCAUGAAUUAUGCUCUAAGACCAAGUUUUCAGAAUUUAGUGGGACGCAAGUGGAGAUGGAUUUUGUAGAGGUACCUUCACAAAUGCUCGAGAACUGGGUGUGGGAGAAGGAGCCUCUGAGAAGAUUGUCUCGCCAUUACAAAGAUGGAAGCCCAAUCCCAGAUAAUUUACUGGAUAAACUUAUUUCUUCUAGAGUAGCAAACACUGGAUUGAUGAAUCUACGUCAGGUUGUUUUGAGUAAGGUGGAUCAGUAUCUUCACCAUAACCCUGGUGCAAAAACUGCAGAUGUCUUUGCAAAGUACUGCCAGGAGAUUCUUGGUGUUCCAGCAACACCAGGUACUAACAUGACAGCCAGUUUUAGCCACUUGGCUGGAGGCUAUGAUGCUCAAUAUUACAGCUACCUGUGGAGUGAGGUCUACUCCAUGGAUAUAUACUUCAGUCGUUUUAAAAAAGAAGGAAUCAUGAAUUCAAAGGUUGGUGAAGAGUACAGAAGGAUUAUUUUGGAAGCUGGUGGUUCUGUGGAUGGGAUGGAUAUGCUGAAAACAUUUCUUGGACGUGCUCCUUGUCAAGAUGCAUUUUUCCAGUGUAAAGGUCUUGUGCCAUCUUUGUGACAUCAUAAAACAUCUGCCAUGAAAUAGUAUUAACAAUAUUUAAGUAUUUUCCAGAGAAGCUUGUAUAUGCAUAUAUAGAUGCAGAUAUAGACAAAAAGGGUUCCUCAGCUUUCAUGUUGGUUGGUCCCUCUCACCCUCAUGGGGGCUGUUUAGUGUCUUCGUAGUACUGCACUCUUCUGAAUUGAGAUGUCUGAUAUUUUUCCUGGAAUCUGCUGUAACCACUCCUCUAGUUUGGGGCUUACAGCCCCGAGUGCUCUGAUCACCAUGCGCACAUGCCUUCACCUUCCAGGCUUUCUCCAGCUCUUGAGCCCCUGGUACUUCUCCAGUUUCUCAUGUUCCAUUUUCCUGAUAUUACCAUCAUUUGGUAUUGCAAUGACCACCACCAUGGCUUUGUUCUAUUUCUUUGUUUUUGUUAAUAUAUUUGGAAAUGUUCUUAUUUUAUUAUGUAAUGUAUAUUUUUUGUAGGUUUUGUAGAAAUAAAGAACAUCUAAUGAAA
Messenger RNA from Boleophthalmus pectinirostris (great blue-spotted mudskipper), 2777 nucleotides. RefSeq names its product neurolysin (metallopeptidase M3 family) (gene nln). The coding region runs from base 167 to 2281 and encodes 704 amino acids. Gene Ontology annotation, cellular component: mitochondrial intermembrane space. The record is from RefSeq and is a predicted model, not a curated record. NCBI's taxonomy places the organism in Eukaryota, Metazoa, Chordata, Actinopteri, Gobiiformes, Gobiidae. Gene Ontology annotation, biological process: peptide metabolic process; proteolysis. Gene Ontology annotation, molecular function: metalloendopeptidase activity. The transcript is spliced from 13 exons.